Messenger RNA from Carassius carassius (crucian carp), 1465 nucleotides. RefSeq names its product cadherin-1-like. Bases 95 to 1372 code for a protein of 425 amino acids. The record is from RefSeq and is a predicted model, not a curated record. Gene Ontology annotation, molecular function: calcium ion binding; cadherin binding. Lineage: Eukaryota; Metazoa; Chordata; Actinopteri; Cypriniformes; Cyprinidae. The transcript has 9 exons. Gene Ontology annotation, biological process: cell morphogenesis; homophilic cell-cell adhesion; adherens junction organization. Gene Ontology annotation, cellular component: catenin complex; membrane; adherens junction.
CCCCCACCCUACAUAAAACCAUAUUUAAAUAACUUGACAUUCUCAAAAAUAAGGAGUUACUAUCUCAAGGUCCUUUUAAAGCAAUUUGCUUCAAAUGAAAACAAUGAAGUCUUUUAGAUUGGGAGUUAUCAUUUUCCUUUGUAAGGUAUUUUUGUGUGGAUUUGCGGAGGAGUCUCCGUGUACACCUGGCUUAGAGUCGGAGUUGCUGGUUUUUAAAGUGCACCAAGAUGACCUUUACAAGGGAAAAACACUAGGAAGAGUAAAUUUUAAUACAUGCAAUGGAAAAACAAGAACACUCUUUCAGUCUGUUGACAAGCGGUUUGAUGUGAACGAGGAUGGGACUGUUACUCUGAAGAGACCACUGACUCUUCAUGAGGCUUACGUGGUGUUUCCAGUGCAUGCUUGGGACACCAAUGGCAAGAAGCACACUGUAUCUAUCAGAGUUGAAUUUGUCCAACAUCUUAAUGGGCAUCACAAGGAUACAGUCAUGAACAUCUCCUCUCCACAGAUAGAAUCUCCACUUGAUCCACCUUUGGCAUUUGCAAGGUCUUCAGCACGUCUAAAGAGAGCACCGGAAGGUUGGGUUAUCCCUCCAAUAAAUGUACCUGAGAAUCACAGAGGGCCAUUCCCAAUGAAACUGGUCCUGAUAAAGUCAGAGUAUGCCAAAGAAGUUCAAAUGGUGUACAGCAUCACAGGUGAAGGGGCAGAUCUGGACCCAAAGGGGAUUUUCACUAUUGAUAAAUUUACAGGGAAUCUCUUUGUGACUCAACCCCUCGACAGAGAAAAAAAAGCUUCAUACAGACUUGUAGCUCAUGCUGAAGCACGUGAAGUGGCUAAUAUAAAAGAAGAGCCAAUUGAAAUUAUCAUCAAUGUGAUUGACCAAAAUGAUAAUAAGCCUGUGUUUACUCAAAAUCUUUUUAAUGGACAUGUUCCUGAAGCUGCUGGAAAAGGUUAUGAGUUUAUGACAGUCAUAGCCACUGAUGCAGAUGACCCAGAAACGGACAACGCUUUGAUCAACUACAAGAUUGUCAGCCAAGAGCCUCAAUUUCCAAAACCAAACAUGUUUGAUAUCAACAUUUUAUCUGGAAGCAUUUUCGUGCAAGAACCAGGCAUGGACAGAGAGCAAUGGCCCAGAUAUACUUUGUUAAUUGUGGCUGCUGACAUGAAAGGAAAGGGUUUGGCAACCACUGGCACAGCAGUUAUUACAAUUACUGACAGCAAUGAUAAACCUCCUCAGUUUGAGCAAACUUCGUACAAUGUAUCUAUUACUAAGAAGGAAGUGGAACUGCUUUCAAAAUGCAUGUUACUGAUGAAGAAGAUGCUGGAUCAAGUGCCUGAACACAAUCAUGCACAAAUAGGGCCCAUAGGGUAACAAGAAAUACAUUCUGUCUCCGAUGAUUCAUUUAUAAAACCUAUGCAUAUUUUUGCUGUGAAGAUUAAAUCCAUAAUGUCUUUAUGAAAAAUG